AUGGAGUCCUCCGCCUCCGGGAGUGAGGAGAAUGAAGGAGGAGCGGCGACAGAUGAGUGCGUGGAAAAGAUCCCGGUACCCAGACCACCCUCCAUUGAGGAGUUCACCAUAGUGAAGCCUAUUAGCCGUGGUGCAUUCGGGAAAGUGUACCUGGGACAAAAAGGCGGCAAGUUGUACGCAGUGAAGGUUGUCAGAAAAGCGGACAUGAUCAAUAAAAACAUGACUCAUCAGGUACAAGCUGAGAGAGAUGCGCUGGCACUAAGCAAAAGCCCUUUCGUUGUGCACCUGUAUUACUCACUGCAAUCAGCCAGCAAUGUCUACUUGGUAAUGGAAUAUCUUAUUGGUGGAGAUGUCAAGUCUCUUCUACAUAUAUAUGGUUAUUUUGAUGAAGAGAUGGCUAUAAAAUAUAUUUCUGAAGUAGCACUGGCCUUAGACUACCUGCAUAGACAUGGAGUCAUCCAUAGGGAUUUGAAACCAGACAAUAUGCUUAUUUCCAAUGAGGGUCAUAUUAAGCUGACAGAUUUUGGCCUUUCCAAAAUUAUUCUGAAUAGAGACAUCAAUAUGAUGGAUAUUCUCACAACACCCUCAAUGGCUAAACCUAAGCAAGAUUAUUCAAGAACCCCAGGACAAGUCUUAUCUCUCAUCAGUUCUUUGGGAUUUUACACACCAGUUGGAGAAAAAGAUCCUGACUCUACAAACAUGUUUCCGGUCCCUAAGUCUGAAGCACAACUUUCUCGAGGAUUAACCUGCCCUAUGUCCAUAGAUCAGAAGGAGCCUAGCAAACUACUAAACUCACGUCUUGAGAACCUUGCUUCCAAUCCGGAAAUGCCUGCUAAGUGUCUGACUUCUAAUCUACUGCAGUGUAGGAAAAGACUGGGCACAUCCAGUACUGGUAGUCAGCCUCAUACCUUCAUAUCCAGUGUGGAGUCAGAGUGCCACAGCAGUCCCAUAUUGGAAAAAGACUGCCAGGAAAGUACCAAGUCAUCAGGCUGUACAAUGAUGAGCUGGAAUGCAGUUGAAAUGCUACAUGCAAAAUCUACAAAUGCCAUCGAGACAAAAAUGGAGCUUGAGUUAGUGCCUUCUCCCAUUCCUGCCACUGGAAGCAACCACAUGAAUCUCCCUAGGAAAUGCUUCUCUGGGGAAACCUCUUGGGAAGCAAGAGAACUGGAUAUAAAUAAUGAGAACAUGGCCAUUGACACGAGACAGUCUGGUUUCCAUCAGUCCAAUCAAUCGGCUGUAAAACCUAGUGGUAUGUCUGAAGAACAACUUGGUAAAAGACAUUUUAAAAGAAAUUUCCAAUUGGUUGACUCCAGUCCUUGUCAGGAAAUUAUACACAGUAAAAAGAACUGUAUAGAGUAUAAUGAGCACAGUAAGGAAAGGAUAGGUUGCUAUGCAAAUCAAAAUACAGGCAUGACAACCGAAGUCCAGAACCUUAAGCUAUCACUUUGCAGAAGUCAGCAAAAGGACUAUGCUAAUAAGGAGAACAUUGUCACCUAUUUAACUGAUAAACAAACCCCAGAAGAACUGCAUAUACCAAUGAUAGCAAAAAACCUUAUGUCUGAACUAGAUGAAGAUUGUGAGAUGACUAGUAAAAAGGACUGCCUAAAUUCUAAUUUUGUAUAUUCUGAUGAUAGAGCUUCUAAAACUGUCUGUGUGGAUUCAGAUUCAUCUUUUCCUGGAGUUUCUAUGAUGGAAAGUUCACUGGAAAUUCAGAACUUAGAACCAGAUAAAAGCGUCAAAGAAGACUCAUUUGAAGAAUCAAAUAAUGAAGAUGUACUUGUGUUACCAAAGUGCCAAGAAAAUUCCUUGCCAAAAGAUGAUUGGCAUUCUUCUAUCCAAGACAGUAGCCAAAUGUUAGCUCCUUCAAAGGUGUUGAAAACAUUAGCCUCUAAAACAAAUGUUGUAGCUUUUCGAAGUUUUAACAGUCAUAUUAAUGCAUCCAUUAACUCAGAACCAUCCAAGAUGAGCAUAACUUCUUUAGAUGCUAUGGACAUUUCCUGUGAUUACAAUGGCUCAUAUCCCAUGGCUGUGACCCCUACUCAGAAAGGAAGGUCCUUUAUGUCAGUGCAGACACCAAAUCAGGUCAAGUUGGGAACAUCAUACAGAACUCCAAAAAGUGUGAGAAGAGGGGCAGGACCAGUGGAUGAUGGACGAAUUCUAGGAACUCCAGAUUACCUGGCACCUGAGCUCUUACUGGGUACAGCCCAUGGUAAGGUAUAUAGUCCUGCAGUAGACUGGUGGGCACUUGGAGUUUGCUUGUUUGAAUUUCUAACAGGAAUUCCCCCAUUCAAUGAUGAAACUCCACAACAAGUAUUCCAGAAUAUUUUAAAAAGAGAUAUCCCUUGGCCAGAAAGUGAAGAAAAGUUAUCUGAUAAUGCUCAAAGUGCAAUAGACAUACUUUUAACCAUUGAUGAUACAAAAAGAGCUGGAAUGAAAGAACUGAAGCAUCAUCCUCUCUUCAGUGAAGUGGACUGGGAAAAUCUGCAGCAUCAGACUAUGCCUUUCGUACCCCAACCAGACGAUGAAACAGAUACAUCCUAUUUUGAAGCCAGGAAUAAUGCUCAGCACCUGACUAUAUCUGGGUUUAGUCUGUAGCACAUGUUGCUUUUGUUCCUUAAUACUAGACUGGUCUAAAUGUCAUUAUUUUACCUAGGGUAAUGAGCUUUUAAUUACUGAAUACAACAGCUUUCACAGAGUUAAAAUACUGUGAGAAAUAUAAUCAGUAAUCUUUACCUUAGAACUGUAUGUAAAUCAUCUUACCUUAUUUAUUUACUGCACUUUAUGAAGACCAACGUAUUAAUAAACUAAAACGACACUACCACUCUAAAUAGAGGCCAUGAGCC
Messenger RNA from Psammomys obesus (fat sand rat), 2843 nucleotides. RefSeq names its product microtubule associated serine/threonine kinase like (gene Mastl). Gene Ontology annotation, cellular component: nucleus. The record is from RefSeq and is a predicted model, not a curated record. Gene Ontology annotation, molecular function: ATP binding; protein serine/threonine kinase activity. The transcript is spliced from 12 exons. The coding region runs from base 1 to 2595 and encodes 864 amino acids. Gene Ontology annotation, biological process: intracellular signal transduction; peptidyl-serine phosphorylation. NCBI's taxonomy places the organism in Eukaryota, Metazoa, Chordata, Mammalia, Rodentia, Muridae.